AUGAAGAAGCGCCCCGACGUCCAUAAGUGUUUAGGGUAUGAGAGUAUCAAGGCCAUUGCAUCGACGACCAAAGGUGUGCCAGAACGCCAGGUGAGGGAGAUUCUGUGGAAGGCAAAGGAGAAGGACAUGUUGAUAAUCGGGCCUGCCACUGUUGGAGGGAUCAAGCCUGGUCGUUUCAGGAUCAGCAAUUCCGGAGACAUGAUGGACGACAUUAUUGCCUCCAAGCUCUACCGCCCUGGCAGUGUCGGCUACGUCUCCAAAUCCGGAGGCAUGUCCAACGAACUUAACAACAUCCUCGGCCUUGUCACAAACAGCACCUACAAAGGCAUCACCAUCGGUGGUGACUGCUACCCAUGGUUGACCUUCGUCGACCACCUCUGCUAUGAAGCUGACCCUGCAUGCAAAAUGCUCGUCCUCCUCAGAAAAUCUGGCCAGAUCAAGAAGCCUAUCAUGGCAUGGGCCAUUCAAACUUGUACCAACCAAGAACAGGGAUAUGUGCGAGGCAGGCUUCAUCGUGCCGCCACCUUCGAGGAGCUCCCUGCUCUGAAGAACAUAUAUGAGGCGCUCAUCGCGCAUGGCACUAUCGUCCUCACUAAAGAAGUCAAGCCGCCUGUGAUUCCCGUGGAUUACAAAUGGGCGCAGGAGCUGGGGCUUGUUAGGAAGCUGGCUGUGUUUACCAGUAUGAUCUCUAACGAGCGUGGACAGGACCUGCUCUAUGCGGGCAUGCGCAUCUCAGAUGUGUUCAGAGAAGACAUCGGCCUUAGGGGAGUCGCGUCUCUCCUCUGGUUCAAACAUCGUCUUCCUUCCUGGGUGACCACGUUCAUCGAGAUAGUGCUGAUGCUCACUGCAGACCAUGGCCCAGCUGUUAGUGGCGCCAUGAACACCAUCGUCGCUACCCGCACGGGCAAAGACCUCAUCUCGAGUUUGGCGAGUGGCUUGUUGACGAUUGGGGGCCAGAUCAGUGGGGCGCUGGAUGAGGCUGCUAGUACAUUCAGUGGGGCUAGGGAUACAGGGACGACGCCUAGGGAGUCUGGACAAUUCCAGGAAGGCGAAUAA
Suillus discolor is the source of this 1056-nucleotide messenger RNA. Its product is annotated as citrate synthase-like protein. The transcript has 5 exons. Gene Ontology annotation, molecular function: ATP citrate synthase activity. Gene Ontology annotation, biological process: tricarboxylic acid cycle; fatty acid biosynthetic process; acetyl-CoA biosynthetic process. Gene Ontology annotation, cellular component: cytosol. Lineage: Eukaryota; Fungi; Basidiomycota; Agaricomycetes; Boletales; Suillaceae. Bases 1 to 1056 code for a protein of 351 amino acids. The record is from RefSeq and is a predicted model, not a curated record.